AUGCAGACCACCGGCAUCAACACGGACGGGGGCGAGAGCCGCCCGUCCUACCAUCUGCAACACGCCCUCGGGGUGGACGAGUCCAUCCUCAAGGCAGCUGCCAGCGAGGGCCCGUCCCCCUCACCAACCCAGGCCACGAGGCCACAUACCGCUCCCUCCGCCGCUCCCAGCUCGCCAGAAGGCCAGGAGAUCAGCCUGGAGGUCCGCCAACUCAGGCUGGAAAACGAGAAUCUGAGGAGCCAGAACGCCGCCCUCAACACCAAGGCCAUCCACUCGUUGACGCUCGCGGUGGAGACUCUCCACGACAACGCCCAGAUGAUCGGGCAUCGAGCCAGCGCGGAGUGGGAGCUCGUUCGCGAGCAGCAAGAAAAUCGGGCUCGUAUCACGCACCUGGAGCAGCAGAUUCGCGCCCAGGCAGAGCACAUCGGCCAGCUAGAUCGACGAAAGGCCAAUGCGCAAGCAUACAUGACGGAGAUGGACGAGCGCGAUGGGCGCCAUAUCGACGAGAAAUCGGCCCUGCACAAAAAAAUCACCGAACUCAAUGCCACCAUCUAUCAGAUGGGUCGACAGAACUCAGCCUCCGAGAAGAAGAUUUCGGCAGAAGAGACCACACAGGACAGUACCUACCCGCAAGAAGUCAGAGAUUUGGCAGCACACAUCGAGACCCUCGUGGCCGAGAAGCAGGAAGCGGAGGAAUGGGCAGGGUUCGGAAGUCCGGAGUGGGAGCUUUUGCGUGGAAAGGACAAAGGGAAUGCGGCGGUGGUGAGGCAGAUCCGAGUGUUGAUUGCCGAGCAGGGAGGACAGGAUGUCGCGGGUCUGGAGGUGGAGAAGCUGGGAGACGCGGAGACGGAGAUCUCGCGCCUGUUCGGCCAAGUCUCCUUGCUAUCGAACGCAACGGUGGCCGGCUAUUAUCACAGGUAA
Molecule: messenger RNA, 921 nt
Organism: Neohortaea acidophila
Lineage: Eukaryota; Fungi; Ascomycota; Dothideomycetes; Mycosphaerellales; Teratosphaeriaceae
Exons: 1
Coding region: 1-921 (306 amino acids)
Source: RefSeq, a predicted model, not a curated record